Molecule: messenger RNA, 1626 nt
Organism: Scleropages formosus (Asian bonytongue)
Lineage: Eukaryota; Metazoa; Chordata; Actinopteri; Osteoglossiformes; Osteoglossidae
Gene: coq4
Product: coenzyme Q4 homolog (S. cerevisiae)
Exons: 7
Coding region: 160-1077 (305 amino acids)
Biological process (GO): ubiquinone biosynthetic process
Cellular component (GO): mitochondrial inner membrane; mitochondrion
Source: RefSeq, a predicted model, not a curated record
GUAAGUUUGACCCAUGCGGGCCUCCGUAGAAAAAGAGUAGCUUGAUUCGUUCAGUCGGAGUAACCUCUAAUGCUUAAUAAUAUAAAAAGAGUAUCUUCGGAACUGUAGGAUUUAUGUUUAACGGAGUUCAUUUUCGGUGGUGUAACACAUCGUGGCACAAUGUCAGUGGUCUUCCUGCCUCGUGUCCUUCGGAUUUCGGCUCGCGCACUUGGGACGGGUGCGAGCAGCCGCCCUGUGGGGUUCCGCGCGCAUGCGCCGUUUCCACUUUCCCAGUUUCUUAUUGCGGUCGUAGGGCGAGCAGUUCACGCGGGCUCUUUGUCAGGGUGGGCCGGACACCGCGGCUGCUCCGGCUGGACGUCUGAUGGCGGUCCUGGACACCUGUAUGGAGGCCACAUCCCCACUAAUCCUGUCCAGAAGGCCCUGCUGGCCGUGGGGUCGGGAAUGGCGGCCCUGCAGAACCCAUACAGACACGACAUGGUGGCAGUGCUGGGGGAGACCACUGGGCACCUGGCAUUGCUGAGACUGAGAGACAGGAUGAAGAGUAGCCCAGAGGGACACAGCAUACUCAAGGAACGUCCACGCAUUCGCCUCUCUACCCUUGAUCUGACUGAGAUGUCUUCGCUGCCAGAUGGAUCACUAGGGAGGGAGUACCUUCGCUUUCUCAAAGAGAACCGCGUUACGCCAGACUCGCGGGCGGAUGUCAAGUUUGUGGACGACGAGGAACUCGCUUACGUCAUGCAGCGUUACCGGGAGGUGCACGAUCUGCUGCACACGCUGCUGGGCAUGCCUACCAACAUGCUGGGUGAAGUGGCAGUGAAAUGGUUCGAAGCUGCUCAGACCGGCCUGCCUAUGUGCAUUCUGGGAGCUGCUUUUGGACCCCUCCGCCUGUCUGCCAGGCGUCUACAGCUGCUGACAGCCUCGCUGGGCCCGUGGGCGCUGCGCAACGGGCGACGUUCCAACUGCGUGCUGAGCAUCUACUACGAGCACCGCUGGGGUCAGAGCUUGACCUCUCUAAGAGAGGAGCUGUGUAUUGAGCCGCCACCACUUUCACUGAGCACACUCAGGAAGACCACCUAGCAGUCACGCCAAAGGGGUGGGGGGGGCUUGACCAUUUGCUUUCGGCUGUGCGGACAGUGUGCUCAGUUACACUGCGACACUCUGGCUUCAGUUCUGUGAGAGAACGUGAGGGAGGUGCCAGAAGACCAGCGUCUGGACACAUGUUCCUGAAGUUCCCUUUGUGGUCUCAAAGUUGUGUGUGGUCUGAGCUGUGAAGAGUACAAGGUGACUUUAGAGUCCAGUGGGAGGACUUUUACAUAUAUUGUGUGAUCAUGCAAAUUGUGAUUGACACUGCAGUAGCCGUCAUACGGUACAGCCUCACAUUUGUGUGUGUGUGUGUCCCCACAGAACGCUGGUUGAGCCACACUGGUGUGGCAUCUGCUGGAUAAUCAAUCAUUUCAUGUCAAGGGUCCAUCUUUUAGUACCACACCUGGCAAGAACUGUCUGAGUCUUGAAUGUGGAAGACUUUUUUUUUAACCUUAGUUUUUUCAGUUGCUUAAACAUUUAAAAUUGAUCAAAUGUGAAACAAGAUUUGAUUAAAACACUGUCUCUUACUGUUAAAAGUGCAAA